CCACCCAGAGGUGCUUCCUACUGAGCGGCUCCUCUGCUCGAAGGCUUGCUCAGUGGAUUUCCAAACGACCAGACUGUUCUGUUUCUUUGCUAUCAAGAGAUGUGAUUAAAGCCCGAGAUGACUUUUUAGGUGAAGUGCGAGGGCUGGCUUCUUGUAGGCGGUCGGUCCGGUCCUCCAACACACACACGCACACACACACACAGCCCACCUCGCAACUUCCAACAGAGGGGUGUGUAUCUCCUCCGUGCACCCUCGUGGACCAGCCCCGCUGCACGCAGCUCCGAUAGGUUCAGCACUUCUCACUUGGACAGCAUGGCGAAGGGCGCGCUCUUCUUCUUCUUCGUCGGCCUGCUGAACGGCGCUUUCUUUUUCACAGCUGGGCAGCGGCAGGCGGACCGCAUCGGGCCAGGAAGUCCGUGGAGGCAGAAGAUCCAGUGGCAAAAUAACGGACAGAUAUUCCGAUUUCUUAGUACCGGCACUGAGUACCACCCGCCGUCCUCCGUGGUGUCAAGGCACACUGGACCUCACAACGUCUACCUUAGCUCGGACCUGGAAGAAGAGGAAGCCACGAUCAGUAGACGAACUCCCCAGUCUGUCUCAAACCAACAAGCACCGGCCGCGAUCCGCUCGUCGGGAGCCAGACAAGCUCCCCAGACCCGCACAACCUCGGGAUCCCCUGGGGCCCGUCGCUUCGCUUCUGGCUAUCACCGAAAAGUCAACCUCACGUCAGUCACCGAGUUCACCGAGUUCUCCGGCAGCGGGGUCCUUCGCGCGGGUACCUUUUCAAGAGCCCGUAAUGUCGAGCCACUUUUGGGGAGAUUCAAGACAGGGGCUUCCAGCCAGGGCACCCUUUCCGGACAGAUCGGGGCUAGAGGCCGACAGCAAAGUGAGAACCAAGGGGGCAGCUUUACAGAGGAGGUACCUGCAGUUGAUUCUGUGACCCUCAGAGGGGAAGAGCUCUUGCAGUAUUUGCCCCCAGCAGGUCCGCUGGAAGACCCGAAUGGUGAAGCGGGACCAGGCACACGGGAUGAGACGCAGGUUCCUUUUGACAUGGUGGGAGACGACCCCCGGAGCCCCUACAAAAACAUUAGAAACAGCGUCCUGUAUAACGCGUACCCCCCUCCUCCUGCUCCUAGAAGCCCGGCUCGACCGCGCAGACCCUCACUUUCCGGGUAUGGAACCAGGUAUUUCCAGAAUGGGCUACCUGACCUGGUUCCAGAUCCAUACUACAUUCAGGCAGCGACUUACAUCCAGAGGAUGCAGAUGUAUGCACUGAGGUGUGCUGCAGAAGAAAACUGUUUGGCCAGGUCGGCAUACAGGCCGGGUGUGACAGACAUUCAGUUCAGAGUUCUGCUACGAUUCCCUCAGAGGGUCAAAAACCAAGGAACUGCCGAUUUCCUACCCGUUAAACCUCGCCAUCAGUGGGAGUGGCACAGCUGUCACCAACAUUACCAUAGCAUGGAUGCAUUUAGCAGCUAUGACCUCCUGGAGGUGUCAACGGGCCGCAAGGUGGCAGAGGGUCACAAAGCCAGCUUCUGUCUGGAGGACACGACCUGUGACCCAGGGUUCAGGCGCCGCUAUGCCUGCACGGCGCACACUCAGGGCCUGGGACCUGGCUGUUACGACACCUACAAUGCUAACAUCGACUGCCAGUGGAUUGACAUCACUGACGUUCGUCCAGGAAAUUACAUACUUAAGGUCACAGUGAACCCCAGUUUCGUUGUGCAAGAGCUGGACUUCUCAAAUAACAUUGUGAGAUGUGACAUCACCUACACUGGCACCUACGUGUCAACACGUAACUGUAGGAUAUCCAGCUACUGAACUGGAGGGAGUGGUGGCCACUGAGAAGAGAGAGGCCAGGGAGCUCAUUUUAUGCAAGGCUGGUGAAUACAAGUGGCAUGGAGACUGAGCCCCAAAUCCACAAGACCCUGUAUCCCUACAAUGUCGGCCACUGUGCAAGUCCCAGCUCACCGGAGCUGUAUUUUUUUAUACUUUGAUGACUUUGUUUUUUUUUUUAUGGAUUUUUGAGAUUGUGUGUUUGAGUGAAAGUCCUAUUUGAAUCAUCUACUUAAGCCUCACCUUCUUGGUUUCAAUAUUUUCCUCUUGAUUGAGCACUGAUACACAACUCUUCUAGUCCUAUACUUUUUUAAUUAUUUGCAUAUUUCAGUAGGUAAAUAAUAGCAGAUGCCAAGCUGGGUCCCCAUGUCCUGCGGGGUAGCAGUCAUCUAGAGAAUGGUCAUUAUUGUCUACAAUCCCAGUUGGUGGUAAAAUCUAAGCACAAUCCCACUCUGGAGCAUUCCUGUAUCUCAGAGGUGCAGGACACCAAAGCCUGUGGAAACGUCUACCCACCUGAUUAUCAUGAUAGACCCUACUGUAAGUGCUUAGCAUCCAUCAUAUCCAUGUGUGAACAUACUGCUUUGUACAAGACAGUACCUUCCCAAAAAAGUUGUAUCGACACCCAAGUGUCUCAGAAGUACGUCAGUCCACACCUGCUCUCAGUGACAGUCAUUUAAAAUGAUAGCAUAGCCCACGGAGGACAUGAAAUAACUAAAGAUUACCACUGCCAUCCCUAACUUUUGUAAUUUCAGUCUUUGAGGCCAGCUAGCACGUCAUUGUUUCUCAUUUAGUUCAUCCAUUUGGUUCCCACUGACUUCUAGUACAGUUAAAAUGUGUACUCCAUUCUUGGUGAUUCUAACUUUUGCAGUUGGUAUGGCCACAUAUUCCCAUCAUUUUAACAGGUGAUAAUGUGAGUUCAGUCUCACUAAUUCCCAUUUAAUAUCUUCCAUCGUCCAUUUCUAGAACUAUUAUGUAUUAAACAUCUAAUUGGCAAGUCACUUUUUUAGUCCUUUUUACAAUUCUUACCUGCACUUCCAUUCUACUAAUUCACAUUCAUUACAGUCCAUGUUUGCAUGGCCAUUCCUUGUAAUACUCGGAUUUGAAGAUCACCUGCUCACAUCCGUUUGUAUUCAUUAAUCUUCAUUGAUUACAGUUCAGAGUUGUGUGUCCCUUUUCCUUCAGUUUUAUUUGCACUCCUUUUCCCACUGAUUCUUAUUUAGUAGUAUUCAUAUUGGAGUGUCCCUUCCCACUUAUUUUCACACACUCCAGGUCACAUUUACAUUUCCUAUAAUUCUCAUUUUUAAAUUGGUGUGUUUACACCCAUUCAUUUGCAAGUGUCUAUUAAUCUGAAUGUGUUGUAAUUACAAUUCUGGCCUUCUUGACCAUUUCCACUGAUUUUCAUCUAUUACAGCUCCAGUCUGCAUAUCCAUUUCCACUAAUACUCAGUUUUCAAAUUCUCAUUUAAUUGUCCAUUCACAAUGAUUAGCACUGAUUACAGAUUAUAUUUGCCCAUCCAUUCCCACAAGUUCUCUUUCCCUCUAUUUUUUUUAGUAAUGCAUCCCUUUCCAUCAAUUGCUGUUCUUUACAGUCCAUAUUUCCUUGUUUAUUUCACAUUGUUUUCAUUUUUGAAGUUUUUAUUAUCCAUUGUUUUCGACUGAGAGGAAUGCAUCCAUUGCAUAAGUCCACAUGAAAUGUUGGGGACCAACCGGUUCACCCGGUUUACUGAAAUAACAAACCAAAAAUAACAGGUGCAUGCUGUCUCUUCGGCCAUUGGCUGCCAUGUGAUAAGGCUCUGAGGAGCGGUCAGGCUUUAGGACUGAGCUCCGUACAGUCAAAUGAGACACCUGCUUCCAGGAGCACCCAGCUGUUAUAGUCUGUAGAGCAGAAGGGGCAGAGUCAGUUGUCCUCAUUGGGCAUCUUCUCGGAGCGGUAGGUGGACAAAAAGACAAGACAGUCAACAAUCGCACCCCCUUGUGUCCUGGGGUUGUAAUGCUUACCUUUGAGGAGCCUGGAGGAUGACCCUCCGACGCACAUACAUGACACCAUUCAUUGCACUAAUUUAUCCCAGCUCAUAUUUACCUGACUUUUUCUGCUAAUUCCCAUUCUAAAAUUUGUUAUUGUGCAUUGAAUCC
Molecule: messenger RNA, 3968 nt
Organism: Erpetoichthys calabaricus (reedfish)
Lineage: Eukaryota; Metazoa; Chordata; Cladistia; Polypteriformes; Polypteridae
Product: protein-lysine 6-oxidase-like
Exons: 7
Coding region: 313-1821 (502 amino acids)
Biological process (GO): peptidyl-lysine oxidation
Molecular function (GO): protein-lysine 6-oxidase activity; copper ion binding
Source: RefSeq, a predicted model, not a curated record